GAUACUCAGUUGUUAGCAAGACGUGGUGGGGGACACACGCACGCACGCACUCUCCCCAGGCUUCAUAGAAAACGGAUUGCUGGAGAGACACAGACACAGAGAGAGAACGGGAAAAGAAGACCUGUUAUUGUUAUUGUUAUUGUGAAAAGUGAUUGUGACGGUGGAGAUCUAUGAUGCCUGUGGUGGUGGUGGUGGUGGUGAGCGGCGCGAGAGGUGACGGGGAUGAGUGGUGUUGAGUUGUGAGUUAUGAGGUGAUGGAGUGAGUUAGGUAAGGUGUUUGUCACUCACUCACUCACUCAUCAGUAAAAGAAAGUGGGUUUUAGAUUCUCUCGUUACUCACUUCUACUCAAGCACUCAUUCAUAAAAAAAAAUAAGUGCAUUUAAAUACUGUUUCCCCUCACUCACUGACUCAUUCACACCACUCUCAUCCAUCCCUUCAUCCUUCUCUACCUUCUUCGAGAGGCUAAGGACAUAGAACACUAACCUUCAACUCUUAUCCUACAUUCUGCCUCUCCUUCGUGCAAGAGAGAGAGAGAGAGAGAGAGAGAGAGAGAGAGAGAGAGAUCCUGCUGGCAUCCUUCUCUGCUUCAGUCCAUGGUAUACGUCUGCUGGAGAGAAAACAGGACGCAAGAAGAGGAGGAAGAGGAGUCCCGUGUCCUUUCCAGCAAGAAGAGGAGAAAUAGAAGAGAAAGAGAGGAAGAGAGGAAGAGAGAAAGUGGAAGUAUUAUCAGGUGUAAAGGAAUAGAAGAGAAGAAAAGAAGAAGAAAGUGAGAAUAACCAAGAGAGGAGGAAUAGAAACGAAAACGAAAAGGGGGAAGAAAGAACAGGGAAGAAGAGAGAGACAGAGAAAAAGAGAAAGAUAGCAAGACGAAAAAGAAGAUAAGAAGAGAAAAGAAGGAAGAAAAGUUUAUCCCUUCACAAACUCAACUUGUCCCUCUGUUUAUUUCAAUUUAUCCAGUUUGUCCAGGUUCUCAUUUUCUGUUCAUUGCACAAGAGAGAGAAGAAAAUAGAAGACAUUACAAAACGAGAGAAAAGAGAGAGAGAGAAAAAGAAAAAAGAAAUACCUCAAAAAUUCUCGAAACACCAAUCCUCGUUUUCUCUCAUAAGAAUCUCCUGUUUCAAUCUGACAACCCGUUUUCUUUGCACAAAAAACGCACCUCUCUAUACUCUAUCUGGGACCCAUUCCAUUAAAAGGGCUUUAGCAUUUUUUUCAUUUAUUUUUUCCACCCGACUCUUCAAACACCUGUUUUUCUCAAGUCCCCCCCAAACUGUCUCCGCCUCCAUCUAAGCUAUUCAUCCGUUUUCUACGACUUAGAUAAUCUUUGAGUUUAGAAAAGAGAAAAAGACAGGUGGUUGUAAGAAUUUUUUUUUCCGUUUUCUUCGUCUCUCAUCGUCCCUCGAGGGAAAAGGACAAGGGAGGAAGAAAUAAAAAAGAGAAAAAAGGAAAAUUGGACUAGAGACAAGUGCUGGAAUGAGAAAACGGGAAAGGGGUGAAGGAGGGACUAAGUAAAUGAUAAUAAUAAGAGGAUAAGUUAAAGAAGAGCGUAGAGGAAAGCUUCAGGAAAUAUUGAAAGGGAGAGUGGAUGAAGUGAAGAAGAUAAACAAGAAGAAAAAGAAGAGGAAGAUAAACAGGACAAGAAGACGAGAAAACAACGACUAAUAUAGAAGGAAAUAUAAUCACAGAAAGGAAUAUAAAAAAAGAAAAGGAGGAGAAAGAGAUUAAAGAAAGACAAAAAAAAAAUAUAAGAAAAAAGAAAAGUGACAAGAAAAAAACAAACUAAAACUAGAAAACCGAACCACGAAAGGAACCCAAAAAAAAUAAAUAAAUAAAAACAAAACUAAAAAAAAACUAAAAAACUAAAGAAAGAAAGAGAAAGAGAGAGAAACAAGAAAAAAGAAAGCUAACUCGAACAUAGUCACACCACCACUACUACCACCACCACUACCACUACCACUACCCCGAAAAACAGCCGCUAGGAGGAUCCAGGAGAGAAACUAGGUAGGAGAGAGAGAACACCUGCUAAUUCUGGAAGGCUGCCGGAAGAGGAGGAUUGAAAAGUCCUUAAAGAGAGGACAAUUCCAUACAGAGACACAAUGAAGGGGAUUAGAUUCUGCUUGUUCCUGAUCUUGCUGUCCCUUGCAACACCCUUAGACGGACAGACUGGGAGAGAGUUGCGCAACCCGUCGCCGAAGGAGUUAAUCGCUCAGCUCCUCCUCAGACGAGCACAGAAGAUACGUCCCGGCCUCUCCUCCCCCACAGAAAGCCCCGUCACCCCCUCCGUGGACCCCGUGGAGGUGGAGGGGGGCGGGGUAGGGGUAGGGGGAGGAGCUGGUGGUGGGGGUGGUAUUGGAAGUGUAGUGGAGGAGGUGGUUCAGCUACAACAACAACAACAACAACAACAACAACAAGAACAACAACAGCAUAGACAAGCGGAUGUGUUCUCUAAUUUCUUUGUGGAGCAAGAUGAAGCUUGCACGGGGGCGAGCUGCGGUACUAAUGAGGAGUUUAAAGAGAGGUGGUCCAUGCCCCUCAUGAGGCUGGGCAACAAGAGGUACUACCUAGGCAUCUUCUUCAAGGCCAAUUGGUACAAGGCGCUGCAGUACUGUCGCUUCCACGGGAUGCACCUAGCGUCUAUUGAAAGUCUGAGAGAGAACACGAGGAUUGAGAACUAUAUAAAGGAAGCCGGGUUAGGCCACGAGCACUUCUGGACCUCCGGGACUGACCAGGGGGAGGAGGGCAGCUUCUUCUGGAUGUCAAACGGCCAGCCAGUUACCUACACCAACUGGAACGCCGGGGAGCCGAACAAUUUCCAGUACGAGAACGGGGAGAUGGAACACUGUCUGGAGCUCUGGAAUCGAGAUGGAAAGGGAUUGAAAUGGAAUGACAGUCCCUGCUCAUUCGAAACCUUCUUUAUUUGUGAAGUACAGUAGGUUAAAUAUGUAAUGACUCUGUAUUUGUGUUAUUUUUCAUGUUAUUUUUAGUUUUCGUUUUCCUUCAUUUCAUCCCGUUUUCUUUCUUAGUUUCUUCGUGUGUUUUUGUGUAGUUCCCAUUUUCUUUUUUCUUUUUUUUUUAGUUAUGUCUUUUCCUCCCUUUCCUCUUUUUUCUUUGUCUUUCCUUCCUUCCUUCCUUCCUUUCUUUCUUUCUUUCUUUCUUUUUGUUUCUCUUAUUUGAUUUUUAUUCUCUUGACAUUAACUUGCAUUCUCUCUCUCUCUCUCUCUCUCUCUCUCUCUCUCUCUCUCUCUCUCUCUCUCUCUCUCUCUCUCUCUCUCUCUCUGUAAUUUUUAUGAUCUGUUUUCUGUAAUUAUUUGACUGGUUUUCUUUUGUUUCCUUCAUUCUCUGUAAUAUGUAUGUAAUUUUUGUAAUUUAAUGUAAUUUUUCUGUGUAGUAUUAUGUAACUUUUGUUUUUUUAGGUAUCUUAGAUUUUUACUUUCAUUUUCUUUUUUUUUUCCUUACCUUCUUUUCUUUUUUUUAUUAUUUUUGUUGUUUCUAUUUUUCUUACAUUUUUUUUCUUUCUUUUAUUUUUUUUUUCUGUUCUUUUUUUCGUUUUCAUUUUCAUUUACUUUUCUUUUGUAAUCUAUCUCUUCCUUUCUUCCUUCCCUCUUUGCUUUCUUACUUUCUUUGUUUCUUCCUCUCUCCCUUUCUUCCUUCCUCUCUUCCAUCUGUUCUUUCUUCAUUACAUCCUUCUUUCCUGUCUUCUUUCAUUAUUCUUAUUCCUUUCUUCCUUCCCUUCCUUCCUUCCUCCCUCGUCCUCUCCCUCCCUCCCUCCCUCCCUCCCUCCCUCCCUCCCUUCCUUCCUUCCUUCCCUCCUUCCUUCCUUCCUUCCUUUCCUUCUUUAUUUCUUUCUUUCUUCCCUCUCCCUCCCUCCCACCUUUCCUCCCUCCCUCUCUCCCUCCCUUCCUUCCUUUCCUUCUUUAUUUCUUUCUUUCUUCCCUCGCUCUCUCCCUCCUUUCUUUCCUUCUUUCUUUUCUUCCUUCCAUCAUUCCUUCCUCUCUUCCUUCUUUCUUUCCUUCUUUUCUUAUUUCAUUCUUUCUUCUCUCUAUCUUUUUAUUUCUUCUAUACAUUUAUCUACUCUCUCUCUCUCUCUCUCUCUCUCUCUCUCUCUCUCUCUCUCUCUCUCUCUCUCUCUCUCUCUCUCUCUCUCUCUCUCUCUCUC
Messenger RNA from Scylla paramamosain (green mud crab), 4154 nucleotides. Its product is annotated as low affinity immunoglobulin epsilon Fc receptor-like. The coding region runs from base 2095 to 2931 and encodes 278 amino acids. The transcript is spliced from 6 exons. Gene Ontology annotation, biological process: biological process involved in interspecies interaction between organisms. The record is from RefSeq and is a predicted model, not a curated record. NCBI's taxonomy places the organism in Eukaryota, Metazoa, Arthropoda, Malacostraca, Decapoda, Portunidae. Gene Ontology annotation, cellular component: external side of plasma membrane. Gene Ontology annotation, molecular function: signaling receptor activity; carbohydrate binding.